This is a messenger RNA of Gastrolobium bilobum, 1472 nucleotides long. RefSeq names its product COP9 signalosome complex subunit 7. Gene Ontology annotation, biological process: COP9 signalosome assembly. The coding region runs from base 206 to 1045 and encodes 279 amino acids. The record is from RefSeq and is a predicted model, not a curated record. NCBI's taxonomy places the organism in Eukaryota, Viridiplantae, Streptophyta, Magnoliopsida, Fabales, Fabaceae. The transcript has 10 exons. Gene Ontology annotation, cellular component: COP9 signalosome.
UUGAACUCACAAACAGCUCUUCCGGGAGAGCGUUUCUUCAGAUUAAGGCAAGCUCUCAAAUACCCAAAAACCCUAAAAUAAGUAUCUAAAAUCAAAAUUAAAUUCCAAAAGCUCAAAUCCUGAACCGAAACCCUAAUCCUGAAAUCCUUCGAUUUUAUCGAAUCGGUUCCCUUUCAAAACCCUAGUUCGUUCCUCUUCGUCGAAGAUGGACAUCGAGCAGAGGCAAUCGGAGCUCAUCGAUCACUUCGUGAAGCAAGCCUCUGCCGCCGCCAACGCUGCCGCACUCGCUUCCGUCCUUGUCGAAGCCACUUCUCAUCCUUCCCUCUUCGCUUUCUCCGAGAUUCUCGCCCUCCCCAAUCUUCUACAGCUUGAAGCAACUGAGAAUGCAGUCUACCUUGAUAUGCUUCGGUUGUUUGCACAUGGAACAUGGAGUGAUUACAAGAGUAAUGCUGAUCGUCUUCCACAAUUGAUACCUGAGCAGAUCCUAAAGCUUAAGCAACUUACAGUUCUUACACUGGCCGAGACAUACAAGGUACUACCCUAUGACCAACUUAUGCAGGAGUUAGAUGUUACCAAUGUUCGUGAACUUGAAGAUUUUCUAAUUAAUGAAUGCAUGUAUGCGGGAAUUGUCAGAGGAAAGCUGGAUCAGUUGCGGAGAUGCUUUGAGGUCCAAUUUGCAGCAGGUAGGGAUUUGAGGCCUGGUCAACUGGGGAGCAUGAUACAGACUCUCUCUAACUGGUUAUCUACGUCAGAAAAUCUGCUUGUUUCAAUUCAAGAGAAGAUAAAAUGGGCCGAUGCUAUGAGUGAAAUUGACAAGAAGCACAGGAAGGAUGUGGAAGAGAAGGUAGAAGAAGUGAAGAAGUCCAUUUUCAAGGAUGGUUUUGUUUAUAAAGGUCUUACUUACGUCGUGGCAGAAGUUACACCCUAUAAGCAGGCCGACAUUGACUUCAGAGGUCAUGAGGAGAUCUGCUCUGAAUCUGGUGGAGUGAUGGAUUAUGAAGAAGACCGAAGCCGACCAAAGAGGAGGCGGCAUCCAAUAUCUUGAAGAUUGUAGUAGAUAAAGGAGCUCCUUGGAUGGGUGUUUUAAUAGCUUGCCUGACUUUUAUUCAUGGCAUGCGUCAAUUGAGAAAAUAUCAGCUUUUGGAGAUAAGUACACCUAUCAUCGAUUAUCGCACUUGUCUGUCACACCACCAAGCCGAGAUAGGAACAAGGGAUAAAAGGUGGAAAAACCUGUUUAUUUCUUCAGGGUUGUAUUUUGGAAAUUGAUAGUUUCUUGAACCAUUGUCAAUCCUAUAUUGAGUUGGCAAGAACAAGCUGAGAUGGUGGUGCGGCUUUUGUUUUUGGUUGCUAUAUGCUAAACUGCUUUUCUUUGUAUUAUGCUUAGUAUAUGCUGGCCCAAUUGCAUUGCUUUACAUUAUGGUGAUUAUAUAGUCCAAUAUUUAGAUACAUAUUAGCAUAAAAGGAUGAUGACA